This is a messenger RNA of Wasmannia auropunctata (little fire ant), 6738 nucleotides long. It is a transcript of the gene Unc-115a, whose product is annotated as actin-binding LIM protein 2. Gene Ontology annotation, molecular function: actin filament binding. The record is from RefSeq and is a predicted model, not a curated record. Gene Ontology annotation, biological process: lamellipodium assembly; cytoskeleton organization. The transcript is spliced from 15 exons. Gene Ontology annotation, cellular component: actin cytoskeleton. The coding region runs from base 2728 to 5136 and encodes 802 amino acids. Lineage: Eukaryota; Metazoa; Arthropoda; Insecta; Hymenoptera; Formicidae.
CGCAAUGUAUACCUUACGCGAAGACUUUACACGUGAGAGACGGCCAUUUCACGCACGAGGAGGCGUUUACAUAAUAGAUCAGUUAACGACGGAGCAACGAUCGACGCGCGUUAUUGAUCCCUCUUCUCGGUUUCCAUUGACACGUUUAUGGGGGCAACGAGGGGUCCCCACGGAGAUGUCGCGUUAAUGUCGGGCGCGUUUCGCACAAAACUGCAAACGUCGCUGAUCGAUACUUGUUCCCCCUCCCCCCUUGAACUGCACGAUAGACGCUGCACCUCUUUAGGGAGAGAAUCCCUCCUCCGUUGAAGACCCCUAAUUGACGUCGACGGAAAAUUGAGCACGGAAACGCCCGUUUUCGACACGGAAACGGUGCGAAACCCCAUUCUCGUGCCAAAUUUCUCGGUAACGAUUCUGUUUUUGGAGAAUUGUGAUCGUAGCUCUUCCAUAAAUAUUAUAACUGUAUACAAUUAAUUUUGAUAAAUUAAUUAUUUUGAUUAAUGUCUGUUGGAAAUCAUUAAAUGCGAUUUUUAAGUCGAAACUGACAUUCUUGCAAAAGAGCUCUUUUGUCUUUUUUAAAGAAUAAAGUAAAAUUUUAAAGAAUAAGUGUCUGGCGAUAUGAAAAUGUGGUAAUCGUCAUCAGUCUGAAAUUGUCUAUAUGUCUACAGUUCUCUAGCUCUCCAGGGAGAAAUUAGAUUAUCCAGUUGAAAGGGCACUCAUUUCCUGUGCGCAUCCUGGAUCAAUAUUUCAGACGCUUAUUGGUGCAUGUGAUGCACACUGGGUGCAUCGUCUUACGUAUGCCGUCCUUUGACUCGAUCUCGAUAGGCAUAACGCAAUUCCGAGUUGCACAGCAAUUGCAAUAUAAUGCUCAUUGAUUAGCGAGAUAAAAUAUCAGCUAAUCUUACUCUUUCCGGGGAUUUGGGAAUUCCGGCGACGUUGUAUCGUCAUUUUAUUCCUGUAUCGAGAAACUUGUGCGAGAAUCAUCCGCUUAUUUCGCUUUGGAAAUUUUUCGAAUACCCAAUUUAACCGUUGAGAUAUUUACGAUAAUUUACAGAACUGCAGAGCAGUCUCAUUAAUUGAAGAGCGACAUAUAUUUCUUCUUCCAUUAAUCAUAUAAUCCUAUUAUAUGCGAAACUAGUUUAAGCUGACGGAAUUAGGGCGCCGCGUGUGUAUAUGAUGAUAAAAUUGUGACAGGCGCUGGACACUUUCCCAGCUAACUGGAUUAAAGCCUUAUGCAACGGUUCCAUUUAUAAAUUAUUUUUAAAUAUAGCUUCCUGAUUCACCUGAUCUGAAUGCCGUUAAUAUUAUCCGAUCUUUCGCUUUUUGCAAAAAGUAAUUGCACUUUUAAUUUGUAUACUUCAGAUUUUCCAAGGAAAAAAAAAUAAAUUUUACACAGUAGCCAAAGGUCUUUAAAAAAAUUUGCGAACUUUUAUUCAUUUUUUUCCAGUUAACUGGAUUAAAGUCUUAUACAAUGAUUCCAUUUGUAAAUUACGCUUAAUAUAGUUUUCAGUCGCAUAAUCUAAAUGCCGUUAAUAUUAAUCUGAUCUCUCGCUUUUUGCAAAAUAAUUGCACUUUUAAUAUACAUUUCAGAUUUUUCGGGAAAAGAAAUUAAAUUUCAGAAUAAAAAUUUCGCGAACUUUAGGAAACUUCAUUCAUUUUCAGCACCUGAAAAUCUUUAUUUUUAAACAUAACCGAUAAUGCCUGCGUUUGCUUAUACGAGCUAAAUAAAAAGUUUAAUCUGCCGAUUCACGAAGAUAUUUUAAGAUUUUUUAAUCCCCCUGGGGCACUUAACAGAUUAUCGGAGGCAAAGAUGCAGGUAAAAGAAGAAAUGAAAUUGCGGCAAAGUACAAAGCGCAAAGUGAAGAGGUGCAAAGUCGCGUCGCGCGAUUAGGCUCUCAGGGCGGAGCCGACCGUGAAAGUGAACAUUAUCUGCGCCGACUGUACCGGUUGACAAUCGGGGACUCGACGAGUGCACGAAUCUCCUCACACUGUACGGUGACUGGUCGGCAGUCGACGAUCGGCAGUCGCGGCGACCGUAUCGGCAUGUGUAUCGCGAUAUCGUGUCACGUCAAAAUUUCUCGCGCCGUUCUUCGGAGCGAACGCUUCGAAAUUCAGAUCAGCUCUCGGCGAAUCGUCGGUUGAUCGUCUAAAAAUUCCUACGGUGUACAAAUCUCGCGUGCAUGCCAAACACGUUAAAUACGAGACGACGUUUUUUGUUUUGUACCUCCCGGAAAGAAAUCAGCCGCGUUUUUAUCGACGCACUCCACACUCGGCAAACAACGUAAUCGCCUUCGGUGAAAUUGAUAUCUCGGUAAUCUAUUGAGAAUUCUAUAUUACACGACGCUUCGUAACGAAGUAUACAGGGUGUCGUACAGCGAAUAAUAUAUUCGACCGAAGCGGACGACGUGGUAAAUACGUGAUUAAACUUUUCAGCAAAUCUUCAGGUUUGGCCGAUCGAGACGCAGGUAUUAGCCGCGCGACGGUUCAUUCACUGACGAAUUCCGUGUGGUCUCACGGUAAAUUAGAUUGAGAUACGAAUCCGCGGCUCGCGACUACUUCGAGGCGAAUCUCGACCGACGACGAAUCGCGCACCGAUCGUCUAAUUGUAAGCGAGCUCGGCGCUAUCUUAUCGAUAUCUCGACAUCGCGCGAAGAAUAAAACGGGAAGGAGAGAGGAGGUGCGUGUGCCGGCGUGGCUCGUGUCCCUGAAAGUUACGCAACGCGCGACACGAUGAAGUCGAAGACGAGCGAGAGCUUGAUAGCAAGUGAAAGCAAGGCGGGGUUCAAGAGAGACGUUGCCGACCAGCACAAGCAAAAACCAUUGAAAAAAGGUAAAACAUUUUGUCAAUCUUGUAAGAAGAAGUGCAGUGGGGAGGUGCUGCGGGUGCAGGACAAAUACUUUCACAUAGGGUGCUUCAAGUGCGCCCAGUGCAACGCCAGUUUGGCGCAGGGUGGCUUCUUCGCACGCGAGGGUUCCUACUACUGCACCAAGGAUUACCGGGAGCGCUGGGGUACACGAUGCGCCGGUUGCGGGGAGUACGUGGAGGGUGACGUGGUAACAGCCGGCGAGAAGCACGCAUUCCACCCAAAUUGUUUCCAUUGCCAAAGAUGCCGGCAACCGUUGCUGGGACAGGGAACAAAAGUGUCCCUUGUUCAAGGUCAAGCGCUGUGUCACCGAUGCGUCGGUAUCCCGGUACGCGAGGCCUCCACGCCGCUCGGCAAUAGCGCCGGCACCAAAGGCGGCGGACACGCCGAUCCUGGUGCCUGCGCCGGUUGUGGAAACCAAUUGAGGGAAGGUCAGGCAUUGGUCGCCCUCGAUCGUCAAUGGCACGUCUGGUGCUUCAAGUGUCAUAGCUGCGACACCGUGCUUCACGGGGAAUACAUGGGAAAAGAUGGCGUGCCUUACUGCGAGAAGGAUUACCAGAAGCAGUUUGGAGUAAAGUGCGCCUAUUGCAACCGUUACAUCAGCGGCAAGGUCUUGCAGGCCGGUGACAACCAUCACUUCCAUCCGACCUGCGCGCGCUGCACGAAAUGCGGCGACCCGUUCGGCGACGGGGAGGAAAUGUACCUGCAGGGUGCCGCUAUAUGGCACCCACGCUGUGGGCCAGGACCUACCGGACCCAAUGGUAUCGUCAACGGACAUGACACUCACACUCCGCAGCAUCGGGAAUCGGAGCGAAUUUCCAGCAGCGCAUCGGAGAUGCAGUUUUCAUUGCGGUCACGCACGCCAAGCCUGAACGGAUCGCUGUGCAGCCCUUACAGCAGCCUCAGUCGCAAGUAUUAUCCCGCGCGAACUGGAAGCCCCGGCCUGAUCCUGCGAGAAUAUGGACGACCAUCGGAAGAUGUAUCUAGGAUUUAUACUUACUCGUACUUGACUGAAACGCCCAGUCAAGGAUAUCUGAGACGUCCGAUACAGCCGUACGAUAAACCCCCUACUAGCCCGCAUUUUCAUAGACCUAGCUCAUCUCGUUCGAUAAGAAGCAGCGGUGGACGCAGCAGCAGAUCAGGGAUGAGAGCUUUGGUCGACGCGUUGAGCGACACCAGACCGAAAUCGCCGGCAAGCCAGGUGGAUAAUGACGAGCCGAUAGAAUUAGCGCAUUAUCCGGACGCCAUGAAACCACCCCCGGGGGCCCAACCGCCAAUCGAGAGAGACGAUUUCCCCGCUCCGCCGUAUCCUUACACUGAUCCUGAGAGACGUAGACGAUGGUCCGACACUUACAAGGGAGUACCUGCAUCUGAUGACGAGGAUGACGUGGAUAACAAAACAUACAUCAAGGAGGCGGAGCAGAAACUGAAGAAGGAGCAGGACGAAUUGAGUAAGAUUGACACGGGAAUAGCUAAGGUAUUCCUGCAAGAUCGCGAAAAGGAUCGGGAGAAUUUGAGACACAGAGCCGCGAACGUUGAUCCUAGAAAUGCCUCGAGGACACCGUCUGCCGCCAGGGAGCCAACGUAUCGAUUGCGCUACGAGAGUCCCGUCGGUGCAUCGCCUUCGCGAAAUAUCGAUCACGCACGGCCUUGGGAGGACGACGAUGGCUUCAGCUACAGAUCCAGCGGGCCUAGCUACAACGUUGGGAGGUCAUCGGCGCGCUCCCCGGCUCCCAGAAACUAUCCACCCCUUGGUACUCAGCGCGCCUUCACUCUUCCAAACGCCAGUAGGCACUAUCACUCGGGCGACUAUUCGUUCAGCGGGAUGGGCGACAAGACGCACAGCACUGAUUUCUCGUCUGGCAAGUCGGACAUAUCAACAGGCAGCAUCACGGAUGUGGAUCGACGGGCAUUGGUAUGUACCACAGCCCCAUACUACUCCCGGCGAAUUAGCAUGAAUGAUGGUGGAAUCAUACCAUCGUCCACCACGUAUACGGGUGGCCUAGGUUCGGUUGUCGGGGGCCACGGGGGUCAUCACGUAAGGAGAUCGCUGCCGGACAUGGGUGCUGCACCAACCGAACCGCCCAAACUUUAUCCCUACCAUUUACUUGUUAUCACUAACUACAGGCUACCAGCUGACGUGGAUCGCUGCAAUCUCGAGCGACACCUCUCCGACGCAGAAUUCGAAGCUGUUCUACAGUGCUCCCGAGCGGAAUUCUACAGACUGCCGCAGUGGCGUCGCAAUGAAAUCAAAAGACGUGCCCGUCUCUUUUAAGUCACGCCACAUAUUUUGCUUACCUACACACAUCGCAUCGUGUCGCGAUUGCGUUACUGCGGUACGGACCGUACAUUCCUACUGCGUGGGUAGAUGCAUCGCGGGGAAAAAAAUGUGUUCGACAGCCAUUGCGACAACCGUUCUGCCGAUUGAUGCGCUCGCAAAAAAAAAAAAAGUAAAAAAGUCCUCCAGACCGGAGGAGGUGCACGCGAGAUACGCGGACACAUACGCGCACAAACACACAAUGUAUAAUGAUGCGGAAGCACUGCCACUUGUCGUCAAUUUUUUUCUCGCAGCAACGAAACCACAGGCAGCUUUUAUCUAUGACCCGAUCUGUUUUUAGCGACGUAGUCGUUUUCGAGCUCCGUUCACACGGAGCUCCUUGUCGCGACUUGUUUUUUCACUCGUACACGGCGACGAAUACGCAAUGACGGCUGAUAUUAACGUAUAGGGGAGAAGAUAAUCAAAUAGAAGUUGCGAUUUAAACUCUUAAUACAAUAUGCUAUUGUAAAUAAGAAGUUAAUCGAGAAGUCGAGAAAGCGGCGUGGAGAAGCAGCUAGGAGGUUUUCGAAGUACAUAACCGCGUAUUUGCUAAAAAAAAUUGCAUACAUACAUAUUAACUUUGUGGAAGAUUAUGACGCAAGGAAAAAAAACGCUACUAUGUAGGAUUUAUCAUUAUUAUUAAUUUUUAACUACUAUUAAUAUUAUUAAUAUUAUUUUACUAUGUGCAACAUGAAGAGUUAAAAGUAGGUGAGCCCAGCUUGCUGAAUAGUGCGAUUGCAUUGAUUAAUCGGACAAUUUGCGUGUGAUUUGUCACUUUUUAACUUACUCAGCGUCAAGGAUCAUUUUAUAAAGUAGCUUGCGCGCAAAUACGAAUGUCCUUGUGUGAAAAGAUAUCAAUUUGUCUUUAUCCUUUUAAUUAUCCUUGAUGUAUUAAUUAAAGAAACGCUCUGCGGUGCGGAUUGCGAUAGACUUCUAUAAUUACUCGAUCGCUCUACAUUAGAGUAUGAUUAAGAGAAUCAGGACCAAAUUUAUAGCUGUGGCGGAUCUAGCAAUAACAUAGAAAGUAUGUUUCACCGCAUUUUAAUCGUAUUUCGGAUUUAUUGUCAUAUCCAAUUCGUAGCAAUUUUUACAAUAUUUUGAAAGUAGCGUAAGACAAAUUUUGACAUUUUUCAAAUCUUGUAUACAUUUGUAUUCAUCUUUUAGCGAAUGUUACAAUUUUUUAGAAGAUACAGUUUACUUAGUGUAUUUCCAAAAGGAAAAACUUGUGAAAUUUAUAACAUUCGAACUCAAGAAAGAGAUGUAUUUUAUGCGAAACGCAUAAAUCACUUCUAUCGUAUAUCUCAUUACGUUUCAAGAGUUAUUUUAUGCUACUCUCAAAACACAAUCCGAUAAUUUUAUCACUAAGUAAAAAUAUACUUUAAUUUUGUGUUUUACCGCGACGAUCAUCCUCCACCCUUAAAUUAGGUCCUGCACAGAAUUUAAAAAAAAGUUUUGAAAUAAUAGAUAAAGCAGUUAAGCUGAUAUUGGACGUACACGCGUCCAUUGAAUGAAUAUAGAAUCGAUUUAUGCAUAAAGCGAAUAAAGUUAAAUUUUCAUAUA